Syngnathus acus (greater pipefish) is the source of this 1702-nucleotide messenger RNA. Its product is annotated as syntaxin-2-like. Gene Ontology annotation, biological process: intracellular protein transport; synaptic vesicle fusion to presynaptic active zone membrane; exocytosis. The transcript is spliced from 8 exons. The record is from RefSeq and is a predicted model, not a curated record. Gene Ontology annotation, cellular component: plasma membrane; presynaptic active zone membrane; SNARE complex. Gene Ontology annotation, molecular function: SNARE binding; SNAP receptor activity. Lineage: Eukaryota; Metazoa; Chordata; Actinopteri; Syngnathiformes; Syngnathidae. The coding region runs from base 392 to 1237 and encodes 281 amino acids.
UCGCUUACAGGUAAAAAUGAAACAAAACUAAAAUCGUUAAAAGAAAAGCUCUAAUUCCUUAACUCAUUCGUGACGACGCCAUGAAUGGAGCGUGAGUGUUCGAUUUUAUUCUUCAGAAGUUGGUUUUUAGGUUCUACAUUAGUUGACGGAAGUCGUGUCCUUUGUUUGCCUUUUGCCACGGCCGCGCGCACACACGAACGCGCUCGUGUACAGGUGAGCUCAGCCUCACUCCACAUACUAAAAUGUCUCUUUAGGUGUAAAACAGCAGCCAGGUUUUUGGUGCUUUGAAGAGAAAUAGAGUCGCUUCUGGCUUCUCUAUUUGGUGGAACAGGUGGUGGCAUUUAAGACUGCUAUAGUUGCUACUUUCCGCAACAACAACAAUUCAGAGAAUAUGGCACAUGCAGCCAGAGGCAAAGUCGCCAUGGAGGACUUUUUCAAAACGGUAGGGGAGCUGAGGAGCCUCAUACAAAAGAUGACCUGUCAAGUGGAUGAAGUAGACAAAAGACAAAGUGCCCUUCUUGCUUCCUCCAACCCAGACAAAAGAUGCAGAGAAGAGUUGGACUUGCUUAACAACAAGAUCAAGGCUGAUGCAAAUUUGUUCCGAGACAAGUUGAAGACAUUACAGGAGAGUUUCUCGGCGGACUGCAGCAGCAAUGGCACCUCCGUAAUGCAACGCAUUCACAACAAUCAGCACGCACACUUGACUCGCUGCUUUGCCGAACUCAUGACGAACCACCACAACACUCAAGUGGCCUUCCGAGAGAAAUGCAAAGCCCAUAUUCAGAGACAGCUGCAGAUUGUGGACAAAGUGACCACGGAGGAGGAGUUGGAGGAGAUGCUGAACCGCCACAAUGUGACCGUCUUCAUAUCUGAUAUCGUCGACUCUGGCGCUUCUAUUUCUAGCAAGGCUCUGAGCGAGAUCAAGUCUCGUCACGAGGACAUUAUUCGGCUGGAGGCAAGCAUCAGAGAGCUGCAUGACAUCUUGGCCGACGCCGCCAUGCUUUUGGAGAGCCAGGGGGAGCUAGUGAACAGCAUAGAAAAGAACGUGGCCAGUGCAGCAAACUAUGUGGAAGAGUCAAUAGAUGAGACGCACAAAGCGGUGAUGUACAAGAAGAACCCUUACAAGAUCGUGUCUCUGCCCAGAUUCUUCAAGUCCUUCAGGAGGAAAACGGAACCUAAAACUGUCACAGGUCCAAAGCCGUCAGACCAAAACCACAAUGAGAGAAAUAAUCACUGAACCUUGACUGCACCGGGACUCGCACUGUCUUCAACACCAGACUGCUCAAUAAUAAUAGCAGUCAAAUUGAAAGACACCUGAAUCAAGAUAGUUAGUUCAAGUUUUUUUUUUUUUUUGUGAUUUAUAAGAUAAAGCACUCCUUUUACAUUUCAAAACAAGAGCCUGUCCACCGAGGUCAAAUUUUAGGGAGGAUUUGAAUUAACGUCGGUCGGAGAUGUGUAAACUGGGAAGAAAAAAAAAAAACCCGGGAUGAUGUGCUGUCAUUGACUGCCCAGUAGGUGGCGUAAGAACACCAGCAGCACUCUGAAGCCUUUUUUUUACAGUACACUUAAGGUCACCAAAUAAAAUAAUAUAGUCAUUCACUUCUACUUAUUAGCUCUUAACACCUUUAACAUUUACAUUUUUCCUCUGCUUCAACCGUCAUGUCUUUUUAUUGUGGGGAAAAUAAUAAAACGCUUCAAUUGC